GACUCCGAAGGAGACAGAACAACACUAGACAUGGAGAUGGAUAUGAAUAUAGAUAUGAAUAUAAAUACAAACAUAGAUACAGUGUCUAUGAACACGCCGACAAAAAAAAUCAGGGAGUUGACAUUAGCAUCGCCACCUCCUGAUUAUUUGAAUAGUCCCACAUCUUCAAUUGCAACAUGUAUGGUUAAUAAAGGAUAUUCCCAUAAGUUGACUAAUAAUGUGCUUUCUGAAUUGAAUGAUCGAGCCAAUGAGAUUUCCAUGAUGAUAAAUUCUCCUCCUGAGAGUCGAAGCUCGGAAGGUUCGUCGGGUUCAUCUAGUUCAGGCAAUAGGAGUAAGCGAUUUAGUAUAAUUCACAGAUCGAGAUUCAACCAAAUGGAAUCGAUAUCACAACACUACUCAGUUCAUGAUUCUUCUUCCAAUAAGAGAAGAAGAACUUUGAAUGGCAAGGAUGAAAUCGUGGCCAUUCCUAUCCUCACAAACAAAGAAGAUGAAGAUCAGAGAAAGGAUUCAAUUAGAAAGAUCUCGCCGGUUAAAAUGUCACUGACUAAAAUUUCGCCUUCUAAAUCACCAAAUAAGAUAUCUCCUUCUAAGAUCUCACCUUCCAAACGGUCAAUGAAUCUACAUGCACAAUUGAAUGAAAAAUCAAUCCAGGUUUCCGACUCGGGAUCACCUAGUAAACGAGAAUUUAUAAGACCUACCGGUGUUCCCAAAACUCGAAUUGGUUCUUUGGAGUUAUCUGGAGUCAAAUCUUUACAAAGGAAGCUGUCAAUACCUCAGUUGCAAGACACUCAUACAUUAAGUAAGAAACCUUCAAUACCCCAAUUACAGAAGAAACCCUCGAUACCCCAGCUACAAAAGAAGCCUUCGAUACCCCAAUUACAAAAGAAGCCUUCGAUUCCACAACUUCAAAAGAAACCUUCGAUACCUCAACUUCAAAAGAAACCAUCCAUUCCCAACCUCAACAAAAAACCAUCAACAUCACAGUUGUACCAUUCUCCUCUGCUUGCAUCCCGAGUAUCAUCAACCACAACUGCAAGUACAACUACCACAGUAACGGCAACCACAACUACAAAUUUAAUGCCGCCACCGCCACCACCACCUCCUCCACACUCAUACACGCACUCUCCUUCGCAUAAAACAAUCUCAAGAAAGUCAUCAAUACCCCAAUUACAAAAGAUACCCAACUUAUCCCGAAUAAGUCCCUCCAAAUCGUUGAAUCAUAAUGUGUUACAUAAUUCCACAAAUAUACCCAAAUCCAGAUCUGUAACUAUACCGGAACCAUUCUCGCUUUAUGACAAACCUACAAUUUCAUCGUCACAAAAAUCUUUAAAUAAAUUUCAAAGGUUUAAGGAAAAAUUUAGUUAAAUUUAGUGUAAUAUACAAAACUGUCUAAUAUAUAUUAGCUUGUAUUUUAAUCUCUCCACCAAGAGUCAAAAUUUGACUGCCGGUCCAUUUAGCCCCAGGCUUUAAAUCAACCAUAGAAGAAACAUGACCUGGUUCGACACAAAGCAUGUUUUUCCAACCAUCCUUAGGAGUGAAAUCUGCCAUACCGGCACUCUUGUUGAUCCAAGGGUUCCAAACCACGGCAUCUGGUAAGUUUUCACGGUCAACAUUAACCAAAACCUUGCCCAAUUCUAUAAUUUGUAAUGUCUUGUCUUCGUGAACAUCCUUGUAUACUCUGUCAAACUCUUCGUGGAAGCCAAUGGCUGGAGCUUUUUCAACGUAUUCUUCACCCAAGACCUUAUCAACAACUUGAUGGUCAAUUAAGUUGUUAACUAGCGUAUCGGUGAUGUCAGGAAUCUUGAAAUAGGUGUGGAAUAACCAAUUGAAUUCAAAGGCAUCCUUACCAGUGUUUUCAACAUCAAUUGAAGUAACCAACUUGUCCUUGGUUAAACUAACAGUCAAGAUCAAAGUGACAUCAUAUUUACCUUCACCCCAUAACUUAUAGGCCUCAGGGUCGACAUUUUCCUUACCUAAUCCAAAUUGAACCGUGAUGGGGUUUUCACUAGUUUGACCAAGGAAUUCCCAAGUGGAGUUUCUAACAAAUCCAUGUUGAGGUAAUUUGAAAGUUGGGUGGGUUUCAUCCGAUUGUUUUCCAAAAACUGGGAAUACCAAAGGAAUACCACCUCUGACUGGUUUUGAGCCAUCUAAAUGAGCACCUUCAGACAACCAUAAUUUUUCUUGAGAUUGAUUUUUCCAACUAAUGACAGUGGCACCGUAUUUAAGAAUGGUAGCAGUGUUUGUUGGGUCAAUUGGGUCAGUGAUGAUGACGCGGUCUUCGAGUUCUUCAACUGGCAUGGUUAAGUUGUGAGGAGAAACACACUUUGUAUUGAAAAG
This is a messenger RNA of Spathaspora passalidarum NRRL Y-27907, 2337 nucleotides long. RefSeq lists its product as uncharacterized. The record is from RefSeq and is a predicted model, not a curated record. NCBI's taxonomy places the organism in Eukaryota, Fungi, Ascomycota, Pichiomycetes, Serinales, Debaryomycetaceae. The coding region runs from base 31 to 1365 and encodes 444 amino acids. The transcript has a single exon.